This is a messenger RNA of Letharia columbiana, 1503 nucleotides long. RefSeq lists its product as uncharacterized. The coding region runs from base 1 to 1503 and encodes 500 amino acids. NCBI's taxonomy places the organism in Eukaryota, Fungi, Ascomycota, Lecanoromycetes, Lecanorales, Parmeliaceae. The record is from RefSeq and is a predicted model, not a curated record. The transcript has 4 exons.
AUGAACCCGACGUCAACCGACAAAGAAGAUACUUUGGAGUAUACAACUACAGCUCCAGCCAUGAUCACUACAGACCCCAGAAAGUGGUACUUGUCUUACAAACCAAAACCUUGCGUCCCACAUCACUGCCCCCGUCACUUCUUCGAUAAAAUAGGCUUCAAGCCAGAACAUUCAUCUGAGCAGAUGCGUACCGCCUUCAUCAUCGACAUGGAGACUCAAUUGAACUCUCAUAGCCACAAUUUCCUUAGGAAAGUCACAGAUCCAAAGGCAUUCACGAUCGCCGUGUCAGAAUUCUUGGUGGAAUGCGGUCCUACCUAUUGGGGUGAUAGCAAGCGGGAUCAUCUUCAAGAGCCGGACACACUCAAAGGUUUUCUGUGCCCUCGGGACGCUCAACGCGAAGGUUCGAAACUGAUUGCGGCCGUGGAAGGUUUCUACAACUACAAAGCAUAUAAGAUGAGUAUACGCAAUGCGACAAGAUCCAAAAAUUGUACAAAUAGACAAGUCGGCUUCGCGGCGUCGACCAGGCGCAAAGUCAGUUUGAUCGACAAUCCUGGAGCGAUCGAGCCAUCAAAUUCCAACAAACGCAGCGCAACCCUUCUCGAAGUGGAGGAUGAAGAGGUAGAUAAGGGGGGUUUGUUGGACGGGUUUGAGCGAAUGGAGACCCCAGAACGUCCUCGGCUUCUUCCAGAUAGCGAAGAAUCGACCCAACAGACUCAAACCCUGGACGACGAUGCCACAGGUAUCUACGGCAGUACAGCUUCACCGAAGCCAAUCCUCCCGCAACUGCGAGUUUCGUCAGCUCGCGAACCUGCCUUGAUUGCUUCGACUAGGAUGACAAAGGUCUCGAAGCGAGCUUUCGCAUCCCAUUUGUUCCGCAGAGGAGAGCCAUCCUCAGGCACCGAAGCUUUAGGCGUUUUCCAAACUCCUCGUCCUCGCGACCUCACACUGCCUGUAACUUCCACGCCAGAAACACUAAAUCCAUCUAAUGAAGAUAUCUUAAUGUUCUCCGAUGGUUCUAUUGCUGGCGAGGAGCAGCGCAGAGAAAAGACAACUACCACUCCUCUGGGCACAUCAGAGGAAGAGGAAGGGUCGACUGCUAAAAAAGCCCGCGGUGUUGAAGACGUCAAGACAGAGCCUUUGACUGACGACAUGAAGAAGAAGACGAUGUUCCUUGUUACAGUCCACGACUCGCCAAUAGGCCCUGUCCCCAUUCCAUUCACAGAGUGUGGCAACUUCCAUGUUCUCUUUCCUACGUUGAUCGAGGAGCGAGGUGUUCCGGAUGAGAUUGCAAGAAACGUCAAUGAUAUCACGACAAUUUUUACUUGGACUGGCGGAGAACUCGGAGGGAGGAUAGGCUGUAUUCGGAGGAACAAGCCAGGCGAUUGGGAUUAUUUUUGCAACAGUCUACGCGAAGCUCAUGAGAGGGAUACCGACCAUUUUAAAGGCAUUUGCGAGGUCGCUAUCAAACUGCAUAUCAAUGAUAGACAUAAAGAGCAUUGUUGA